GGGGGUCAAGCAAGAGGAAAAAGAUUCUAAAACGACGUUAUCAAAAGUCAAAACACGGAAGCCAGUGUUACAAGGGUUUUGCAGUUUCCUGACCAUCUUAUCCUCGAACACCGGUUUGAUUCCAUGGCGUUUUGUUCUUGAAGAGCUUCAUUCAUAUAGUUCUUCUCCAAUAGCAUUGUUCGUAUUCUGUCACUGACUGUGGGAAACAUGGCGCUCAGACUCAAUUCUGCGGCACCGCAUGCUCUGUACGCCAAGGUGAAGCUCCCCACCCUCUUCUAAUAACGUUAAUUUGUUUGGCUUGUGAUUUUCUGUUCCUGCUUUCUUAGCUUUUUGAAUUCCACUAGAUAAUUGUGAUUGGGCAAAUGGAGUUCUUUUUUACUGUUAUUAUAAUGAUAAGGUUAGAAUUCUUGUCUUUCUAGUUUCUAUUGAGUUUGGGUGAUUGGAGACUUAUUGAGAAUAUGUUAAGUUCUUAAUCCAACCAGGGGAAGAAAAAUCUAAAUUUCAUCUAUGAAUUUUCACUUUACAUCUAAAUUAGCCAACUUCGGUAUCGUUCUUCUAUAACUGUUUAUGAGGUAGUAAUUUCAGGGUGCAUUUAGGAAUUUGAUCACACGAUUUCAGUCUUUGUUUCGAAAUCCUGAAGCUUCUUCAUCUGUUGCAGCAAUAUCGAUCCUGCAGAAAGCUGGAAUUCCACAUGAUACCUUUCAAAUCACAAGGAAUUGGUAGAAGUAUGCAGCCCCAAAUUUUGUGUGCUAUGAAUUUGGCUGCAGGGCAGUCUGAUGAAUCUGGGAAUCUUAAGUUUAGCCUCAUUUUGGACAAGGCUAAACAAAUUUGGGACAAUGCUCCUCAGCCUGUCAAGAGUUUCCCAUGGAAUAAAGCUCUUGACAAUUUCAUUCAGCUCAUUCUUGACCUUGUUUUGGCAGUUAUUAAAUACUUGUCUAUACCUCUAUUUGCCCUUUCUUGCGUUAGCGAGUUGUCGUACUGUGCACAUGAGAGGAAGCUGUAUUUCACUCCAGUUCCUUUUAUUGUUGGCGCUGCCGUCACUGGAAUCGUAAAAUCUGCAGUAGAAGAAGCAUCCCCAUCACUAAAGAAUGCCAGAGUUCCUUGGCAUCUGGUGGCCGUGGCCAUCUUCUUCACAUUGCUCAAAUUGCCCGGACCAUACUAUCCAUACUGGGGUCGUCUUUUUAUUCCGCAUUUGGCAAAUGGGGCAUUAUUUAGGGCUCUCUGGUUUGCAUUCUUAUGGUAUAGAAGACCUCAACGGCCAGAGAUGACAGUAGCUGCUGCUUCCACGGCUGAGAAUACCCAAGACAAACUCUGAUACAUUGGAAGAACGGUUUUACAGAGAUUCUUCAGUAAUUUACCUGCUUCGAUGCCUUCAUUCUCACAAAGACAUCUGAAACUAGCUUAAAAGUUUAACAUGUGGGUCACAUCUUUCUGGGUGCAACAACACAGAGGGCUGGACAGUUUUGUAGCGCUGGAUUGGAGUAUCUCGCGGUUGGAAAGUUUUGUUGCGAGAGAGGCAGAUGUUUAACCACGAACAAGCGUCCUGUGUCUCAGAAUACCCUCACCCUCGGCUUGGAACAAAUUUGAAACAGAAUGAGAAUUUCAAGCUUCAGUUUUGGAACAAUGUCCAACUUUAUUUACUUUGUUGUAAUGAGGUGAACUAUAUGUAUUAUGUAGUACUUUGAGAAAGGGAACUGUAAAGUCUCUGCUUCGGCUGGUCUGAUACUCUGAUUAGUAAUUAUGCUUCAAGGUUCAACAAUCUAGUAGACCAUUUUGUUCAUUUCAGUUACGGUGGUCUGAUAGAAAUGUAUAUGGACCAAUUCACGCAAAGUGGGCUUCAAUGAUAAUGAAUUGGAUCCACCAAUCUUAACAGGCCGGCCGACCUAUGAAUUUCGUAACGACCACCAACGAGAUGAAUGACAUAAAAUCUUUACGCACUUAUUGGAU
Messenger RNA from Oldenlandia corymbosa var. corymbosa, 1947 nucleotides. The record is from the annotation of a GenBank genome assembly. Lineage: Eukaryota; Viridiplantae; Streptophyta; Magnoliopsida; Gentianales; Rubiaceae.